AAAAGAGUGACAAUUACGAAGAUUUCAUGAAUCAAAAUGAUAAAUGGUGGGAUAAUGAUGAAAACGAUACAAUAAUGACCAUGACCUACCUCACUGUGAGAUCGAAAGACGAGCUUAAUAAAAAGAUGAAUAAAUUGCAACCAUUGAAAACAUCUAAGUUUCGACUGUCGAAACCGGAUUAUUUUAUGUAUCUUGCGGAAUUGAUAGCAUCAAGAACAAACUGUAUGAGCCGUAAGGUUGGAUGUGUAUUAGUUAAAGACGAUUAUAGAGUAAUUGCAACUGGAUAUAAUGGAACACCAAAAGAUCCUCCUUCAGAUCCUUCUUUACAUGAGAAUAGUGAAUUUCUUUUAAUAGUUAAAACGAAGUCACGUAUUAUACCAUGUCCGAUUCAUUCCAAAGUGAGGAAUAACUUUCCGAAUAUGAUAGAAAAACUAACUCAAAUUGUAGAUCCAAUCCUAAAGAAAGAAGAAUACUUCGAUCGGUCUAAUUAUUGUUUCUUCUUCCAGCCAUUCGAUAGAUGGUGCCACGCAAAUCCAUACUUAUAUGUGUUAUUUGGACUUUUACAAUAUAAUCAAUGA
Messenger RNA from Racocetra persica, 578 nucleotides. The record is from the annotation of a GenBank genome assembly. NCBI's taxonomy places the organism in Eukaryota, Fungi, Glomeromycota, Glomeromycetes, Diversisporales, Gigasporaceae.